Haliotis rubra (blacklip abalone) is the source of this 1582-nucleotide messenger RNA. RefSeq names its product glutathione S-transferase A-like. The record is from RefSeq and is a predicted model, not a curated record. The transcript has 6 exons. NCBI's taxonomy places the organism in Eukaryota, Metazoa, Mollusca, Gastropoda, Lepetellida, Haliotidae. The coding region runs from base 465 to 1235 and encodes 256 amino acids.
UAACAAAUACCGUUAUUACAAAAAGUACAACACAGAUGCACGUUGCAUGCCCCAUUAUUAUUAUUUCUACGUUUAGAAUCAUUUUACAUUACAGUUUACAUACAGUAAUUAUACUUUCAUUGUUUCACAGAACCCUUCAUAGUCACGCAUUCUAUUAUUUCCCUAUGAAUUGAACCAAAUGGCGUACUGACACCAACGCUGCAAGAAUGGAGGUUUAUGUUUCAAUCACGGCACUUAUAAUUUGUUGUUCAACAUAAGAGGUGAUUCUAUAUAACUGCUUUAGGCUUAUCAUUAACACAUUAAUAUUUGUUUUAUCGUGAGUGGAUACCCUAUAGGUAGGUCAUUAGAGUAACCUCCCUUGAUUCGCUUUUGAGUUGUUUCUAUCCUGCCUUUCUGUCUCUUGUACAUAACUGUUGACAAGUCAACCAGAAUAUCCAGGCCACCUAUACCACUGGCCAGUCAGCAUGUUAGGGUCUCUAUGUCGACAUGUCCGGUUCAGAGUUACUUCUCCACAACUUGGACGAUUGUGUAGCCGCAAGUGCUCGUCACUGACCGGUGCGUCUGCAGACAUGCACCUCCAUUGGGCGUCAGGGAGCGCUCCGUGCUGGAAGGUGAUGCUUGUCCUGGAGGAGAAAGAACUGAGAGAUUAUCCCAACAAGAGGCUGAGGUUUACCCUCGAAGACCUGAAGUCUGAUGAGGUUAGGAAACUGAAUCCGCGAGGGCAGGUGCCGAUCUUCCAAGAUGGCAGCACGGUGUUAAAGGAAUCUGGUGCUGUGUGUCUGUACUUGGAGCACAAGUUUCAGAAGCAAGGCACCAAGCUCCUCCCUGAUGACUAUUCACUUCGGGGCACAGUGUUGCAGAGAAUGUUUGAGACAGAAAACAUCGCUCUCACAAUCCUGAAGGAGGUCGCUCAUGUCCGGUUCCUCUUCCCCAAGGACAAGGUUGACGAGUCCAGAAUGAUACCCAAAUACAAGGCAGCUCGGAGGGAACUGCGUCUCUGGGAAGACUAUUUGUCAGACGACAGCGAUUUUCUCGUCGGAAAUAACUUCACCAUGGCGGAUGUCUUUUUGUUUCCAUAUGUGGCUUUCUUUGUACGGUAUGGCCUUGACAUUGGGAAAUACCCCGCGAUGGAGGCCUACUACAACAAGGUCAAGGACAGACCGUCAGUGAAGACAACAUGGCCACCCCACUGGGCUAACGGACAAGGUGACUCGUCUGUGUUGGGAUCGAUAUGAAUAGACGGUUAAAAUGUCUAGACAACUAAGAUGAAGCACAGACCUUGUUACCACAGAAGUGUAAAGGGAGAUCCAUCAAGGCUUGCACCUAUCAUUAUAUCUGUAUUAGGUACGGAGAAGCUUAUGGUGCGUGUUAACGUAGUCACAUGCCGAACAAGCUCUUCUGAUUGACUAAACCGUUCCUUGAGUCAAAGGACAAGGUUUGCCCAUUUCGGCCUUGGUAUACACUAUACAGAUUUGAUGAUAAAAUAAAUUAGGAUUUUUUAAACAAAAUAUUAUGAAGGUUGUAAUGCAUGUAAUAAUCUGGGUUUGUUUCAGCUUGUGCAUGUUGUAACAUUGCUGAAUAA